ACCAGGGAGUGCCGCAGUACACCGGGGAGUGCCUGCGACCUCAGCCAAGGCCUUGGCUCUCCCCUGGCAGGCAGACAGGGCCGCACAGCCCUGAGCCCACUGUGCCCGGCUGCACAGGACCGCACCGGACGCCGGUCUGUGGGAACCUCGCCAUGUGGACUGGCUGGUGGCUCUGGUCCCUGGUGGCUGCCUGCUCUGCAGACUCAUUCCGGGAUGAGGCAGAGAGGAUCAUGCAGGACACACCUGUCGUCGAUGGGCACAACGACCUGGCCUGGCAGCUCCUGGACCAGUUCAACAACCAGCUGACGCUGGAGGCGGCCAACCUGAGCACGCUGGCCAGCACCCACACCAACAUCCCCAAACUGCGGGCCGGCUUUGUGGGGGGCCAGUUCUGGUCCGUGUACACGCCCUGCGACACCCAGAACCGGGACGCCGUGCGGAGGACACUGGAGCAGAUGGACGUGGUGCACCGCCUGUGCCAGACGUACCCACAGGCCUUCCUGUGCGUCAGCAGCAGCGCAGGCAUCGAGCAGGCCUUCCAGGAGGGCAAGGUGGCCAGUCUGAUCGGCGUGGAGGGCGGGCACUCCAUCGACAGCAGCCUGGGCGUGCUGCGGAUGCUCUACCGGCUGGGCAUGCGCUACCUGACCCUCACCCACAGCUGCAACACCCCCUGGGCCGACAACUGGCUGGUGGACACAGGCGACGAAGCGGCCCAGAGCCAUGGCUUGUCGCCCUUCGGAAAGCUUGUGGUGAAGGAGAUGAACCGCCUGGGCGUCAUCAUCGACCUGUCCCACGUCUCUGUGGCCACCAUGAAGGCUGCACUGCAGCUGUCCCAGGCCCCGGUCAUCUUCAGCCACUCGUCGGCCUACAGCCUGUGUGCACACCAGCGCAACGCCGCCGGGGUGCCCUGCCCACUGCCCAACAAGACGGGCAGCGUGGUGAUGGUGGACUUCUACAACGACUACGUCUCCUGCAGAAAGGAGGCCACCCUGUCCGAAGUGGCUGACCACCUGGACCACAUCAAGAAGGUGGCAGGCGCUGGUGCCGUGGGCCUGGGGGGAGACUAUGACGGCGUCACGAGGCUUCCCGUGGGGCUAGAGGACGUCUCCAAGUACCCGGACCUGAUCGCCGAGCUGCUCAGGAGGAACUGGACAGAGGACGAGGUCAGGGGUGUGCUGGCGAGAAACCUCCUGCGGGUCUUCAGGAAGGUGGAGGAGGUCAGCGAUCACACACAGACCCCGGAGGAGCUGCCCAUCCCCCUGGAGCAGCUGGACGGCUCCUGCAGGACACUGUACGGCUACUCAAAGGCCCCCAGCCUCCGCCGCCAGCCUGGGCUCCUGCUGGCCCCCCUCGCACCCCUGUUCCUCAGCUUGUCUUCUGUGGCACCUUGAGGACCAGCAUCCCUUCAAGGCUUCCUGGGCUUGGGAAGUCUGGGCAGAGAGCCCAUCCCAAGCCCUGACCCCCACACAAGGCUCUGCACCUCCUGAGCCAGCGCUGGGCUCCCUGGUGGACAGGACCCUGGCGACCCUCGAGACCCUCAGUAAAAGCAGCCAUCCCUCCAA
Molecule: messenger RNA, 1562 nt
Organism: Tupaia belangeri chinensis (Chinese tree shrew)
Lineage: Eukaryota; Metazoa; Chordata; Mammalia; Scandentia; Tupaiidae
Gene: DPEP1
Product: dipeptidase 1
Exons: 10
Coding region: 153-1391 (412 amino acids)
Biological process (GO): proteolysis
Cellular component (GO): plasma membrane
Molecular function (GO): metallodipeptidase activity
Source: RefSeq, a predicted model, not a curated record